AUGGAUAGUCUAAUAGAGAAUGCUGUUAAGGAUGAGACGAAGACAUUGCACCGUAUGUCCUUAGGGAGUCCGUUCAAUCAGAAGCUGUUUAAGAACAUGCAUACGUUGUUUAAGUCUGGCGAUUCUAAGAAGAAGAAACAAAACAAAGAAACUAAUGCUAAUGUUAACCAGGUUUCUACCGGAUCAGCUCUUGAUUCAAAUAGCAGUGGCCUCGACGAAAAAUCACCUGUGGUUCCCAUUUAUAGUAAUGAGACAGGUGCUACCAAAAUGUCUCCUUUAGCAUUACAUAUUGAUUCUGAAGAUCUGAUGCUAUCUCCAAGUAUGAUGAGUCCGACAACUAAUCGGAGAAAUAAAUUACAUAGACUUAAUUCCACAGUGACAAGUCCUACAGUACAGAGAAGAACGUCUUUGACACAAUCUCGUAAGAAUAGUCUUGGUUUGUAUCGAACAGAAAGUUUUAAGAAAAAAAAAUUCCCAAUGAGAAAUUCCAGUGUAAAGAGAAUAAAUUCUAUUUGUUCAUUAAAUAACCAAGAUAAGGAUUUGAAUAUCGUAUCCCCAUCACAUUGCAUAAAUAACUCUAAUAAAUCGAAUACUCCCGCACAAUUAGAGAGAGAAAAUUCGACAUUGAGAAAUAGUAAUAUUCCAACAUACCACAUGCAUGAUAUUGAUCAUUAUUCUUCAAAGAGUAAAAUGUCCUUGAAUGAUACCUUUCCUAGGAUUAGUGUUAAUACUUUGAAAGAUAUAAUAGUGGAUAAUAUCCAUAAACCACAUUAUGAUGACUAUAUGAUAAUAGAUUGCCGAUUUGCGUAUGAGUAUCAAGGUGGACAUAUCAAGGGUGCAUUAAAUUUUUCAAGACCUGAAGAUAUUGCCACUCAUCUAAUAGAUAAAAGAAUGACAGAUAAUACAAUUCACGGAUCUCGUCGAUGUUUGUUAAUUUUCCAUUGUGAAUUUAGUGCACAGAGGGGUCCCACUUUAGCAUCAUCUUUUAGAAAUCAUGACAGAUGUGUUAAUCAUGACAAUUAUCCACAUUUAUUCUAUCCUGAUAUUGUGAUAUUGGAUGGUGGUUAUAAAGCCUUUUUCGACUAUAAUUCAAGCCUUUGUUAUCCAAUUAAUUACGUAGAGAUGGAUUCUAAAGAAAAUAUUAUCGAUUGUGAAAUCCAGAUGGAUAUAUUUAGGAAAGAAUCCAGAAAAAUUAUUACUAGAAGUAAUUCAUUAAGAACAUUUACAAGUGCAUCAAGCAUUAGUUCCAAUUCUAAUAAUCUUCCCAUGAAAGGGCAGAGAAAUUCAAAGACAUGGAAGGAAUCAAGAAUAUUGGAAGAAAGAGAUAGUAAUAUCUUUAGACCUGACCCACCUCCUAAACUAUUUUACAAACAUCUCAAUCAUUGCUCCCACGAUGGUUCUGGUGCCUCUAGCGACGAUAUAUGCUCUUCGUUAGCUUCGACAAGUAGUACUAUUAGCAUUGGAGGAAUGCAAUCAAGCGAUAAUAUUCACAGUGAUCCAUAUUUCAGUUACGAGGAAAAUGAUGAGUUUAUUCAUAAUCAUGGACAAAUCAUGGCUCGUUCCCCAUCCAGAAGGCUAACAUUCACGAAAAGUUAA
Maudiozyma saulgeensis is the source of this 1596-nucleotide messenger RNA. NCBI's taxonomy places the organism in Eukaryota, Fungi, Ascomycota, Saccharomycetes, Saccharomycetales, Saccharomycetaceae. The record is from the annotation of a GenBank genome assembly.